Messenger RNA from Coffea eugenioides, 1178 nucleotides. RefSeq names its product protein STRICTOSIDINE SYNTHASE-LIKE 2-like. Lineage: Eukaryota; Viridiplantae; Streptophyta; Magnoliopsida; Gentianales; Rubiaceae. Gene Ontology annotation, biological process: biosynthetic process. The record is from RefSeq and is a predicted model, not a curated record. The coding region runs from base 30 to 1052 and encodes 340 amino acids. Gene Ontology annotation, molecular function: strictosidine synthase activity. The transcript has 3 exons.
UUUUCAUUCGAGGUACCUUCCCGAAGUCCAUGGGUUCAGAGCUCUUUUGGGCAGCUUCCACCAUUCUUGCCAUAGCGGUAUCAAUCUCAGUUGGUUUUGAAGUCGUGAGUUGUAGUCCUGGACCAAAAGAUUGUCAGAUUCUAGGGUCUGAAAAAUUUCCCAUUAUCAAUGCCACUGGACCCGAGAGUGUGGUGUUUGAUAGAUACGGUGGCGGCCCAUACACUGGCAUUUCCGAUGGCCGGAUAAUCAGGUGGCUUUCCAGCGAGAGGCGUUGGACCAAUUUUGCUAUAACAACUCCGAACAGAAAUGGUUGUGAAGGUCCGCAAGAUCAUAUUCCCACCGAGUCAAGAUGUGGCCUGCCGUUAGGUCUAAGUUUCAAUCGGAAGUCUGGUAAGUUGUACAUUGCAGAUGCUUAUAAGGGCCUUCUGGUUGUAGGUCCUAAUGGCGGAUUGGCUACGCCAUUGGCAAAUGAAGCUGAAGGAGUUCCUUUCAAAUUCACCAACGAUGUAGUUGUUGAUCAAGAUAGUGGCGUAGUAUAUUUCACGGACAGUAGCACUAUAUAUUCAGUAAGAGAUUCCGCUUCAGUGAUAAGUACAGGGGAUAAAUCGGGAAGAUUAUUAAAGUUUGAUCCAAAAACUAAUCAAGCAACAGUUCUACUCAAUAAUCUCAUGCUUCCAAAUGGGGUGGCACUAAGCAAAAACGGCGAUUUUCUGCUAGUUGCUGAAACUACAAAUUCUAGAAUACUGAAGUACUGCCUUGAGCCAUCAAAAGCUGGUACAGUUGAAAUCUUUGCAAAACUUCCAGGAAGGCCAGAUAACAUCAAAAGAAACCAAAAGGGUGAAUUUUGGGUUGCAGUUAUAUCACUGUAUACCAAGGUUAAUCCUUAUGGAUCGAUAGUUAAAUUGAGUCAAAAUGGUGAUAUAUUGAAGAUAUUGGAGGCUGGAAAUGGAGAGGCAUGGCGAUAUGGUAGCGAUGUGAAUGAACAGAAUAAAAAUUUAUGGAUAGGAUCUUUCACAGAACCUUAUGUUGCCAAGCUAAAAAUCUAUAGCUAGGCCAGUUGAAAAAUUUGCAUUAUCUCAAGUGUUCUAUCACUUAAUUGGUUAUUGCAAGAACCUUUUAGUACUUUUUUCUUUUUCAAUAAAGACAAAACAGUGUCAAAUUUGUUUAUCAUCGUUGAA